CCCCUCCCUUUCCGUCUCUGCUCUCCUCUCUCCUCUUCAGCCUUGCCUGCCUGUCAGAAAGGUACUCCAGUGUUGGAGGCUAGGCUACCCUCCUCCCGGACCCCGUACGAGAGCCAGCCGCCGUCGUACCCCAAGGCUCGGGCUCCCCUCUCACGGCUCCGACCAUGGCAACCACCGCUACUUCCACCAGGUUCACCGACGAGUACCAGCUGUACGAGGAGCUCGGGAAGGGAGCUUUUUCAGUGGUGCGUAGGUGUGUAAAGAAGUCAUCAGGACAGGAAUAUGCUGCAAAAAUCAUCAACACUAAGAAGCUGUCUGCAAGAGACCAUCAGAAGCUUGAGAGAGAGGCUCGCAUCUGCCGUCUCCUGAAGCACCCCAACAUCGUGAGACUCCACGACAGCAUUUCAGAGGAAGGCUUUCAUUACCUAGUCUUUGACUUGGUGACAGGAGGAGAGCUUUUUGAAGACAUUGUAGCCAGGGAGUACUACAGCGAGGCUGAUGCCAGUCAUUGCAUUAGUCAGAUCUUGGAGAGUGUCAAUCAUAUCCAUCAGCAUGAUAUUGUGCACAGAGAUCUCAAGCCUGAGAACCUGUUGUUGGCCAGUAAGAUGAAGGGAGCUGCAGUGAAGCUGGCCGACUUUGGCCUUGCUAUUGAAGUGCAGGGAGACCAGCAGGCUUGGUUUGGGUUUGCAGGCACCCCUGGCUACCUCUCGCCUGAAGUCCUGAGGAAGGACCCCUAUGGCAAGCCUGUGGACAUAUGGGCUUGUGGUGUUAUUCUCUAUAUCUUGUUAGUGGGAUAUCCUCCGUUCUGGGAUGAAGAUCAGCACAAACUCUAUCAGCAGAUUAAAGCUGGGGCAUAUGAUUUCCCCUCCCCAGAGUGGGACACAGUGACUCCAGAGGCAAAGAACCUGAUCAACCAGAUGUUGACCAUCAACCCAGCCAAGAGAAUCACUGCCGACCAGGCCCUCAAACACCCAUGGGUCUGCCACCGUUCUACAGUGGCAUCCAUGAUGCACAGACAGGAAACUGUCGAAUGUCUCCGCAAGUUCAAUGCUCGUCGAAAACUCAAGGGAGCCAUUCUCACCACCAUGCUGGUGUCCAGAAACUUCUCAGUGGGCCGGCAGCAUACCAACUCUGCUGCUGCCGCCUCCUCCACGGCCUCACUGGCUCAGGAAGCAUGCAAAAGUUUACUCAACAAGAAGUCAGAUUCUGCUAAGCCUUCUACCAACAACAGUAAGAACAGUAUAGUGAGCGCCAUCAAUGCCCUGAAAGACACCAACAUGGCAACCAACGCCCAGAUGGAAUCGCAGAGCACAGUGGUGCACAACCCUCCAGAUGGAGUCAAGGGAUCAACAGAGAGCAACGCAACCAACGACGAGGAGGAAAUGAAAGGUAGGAAAGCGGACAGUUCGGCGCUGAGUCAGAGCAGCGCCGCAGAGGAGAUGCCCCCACUUCUGCCCUCACCUCAAAGCUCACCUGCCAUUCCACCGCAUGAGGUAAAGCGCAUGGCAUGGAACAGCACAGGCAACAGCUCCUGCCCCGAGUCUGAGCUCUCGCAGUCCUCCAUGCCUGCCGCUCCACUAGGGAGCAACACUGUCGCUGCUAAAAGCAACACUAAGCAGACCCGUAAACAGGAGAUCAUCAAGAUAACAGAGCAGCUGAUUGAAGCGAUCAACAAUGGAGAUUUCGAUGCUUACACGAGGAUUUGUGAUCCUGGACUCACCUCUUUUGAACCUGAGGCCCUGGGGAACUUGGUGGAGGGCAUGGACUUUCACAAGUUCUACUUUGAAAACUUGCUGAGCAAAAACAGCAAGCCUGUGCACACCACCCUGCUCAACCCACACGUGCACCUGAUCGGUGAGGAUGCGGCGUGCAUCGCCUACAUCCGGCUCACACAGUUUGUGGACUCCACAGGCCACCCUCGUUCCAGCCAAUCGGAGGAGACCAGGGUGUGGCAUCGUCGCGAUGGCAAGUGGCUCAAUGUUCACUUCCACUGCUCAGGAGCGCCUGCUGCACCACUACAGUGAUCAGUGGUCCUGAGCCUCCAGUCUACUGGAGUGUGUGUUUUGGGGGGCAGUUUUUUUCAGCGAGCGUGUUUAAGAGGCACGUCCUCUGCGUGGAUUGGCUAGUGCCAGGAGCCCGGCCGGGCGAGAUUGCAUCCCUCUCCACGAUACCAACCAAUCCUGUCCCUCCUUUGACCUGUUGGGGGCUGGCUGAACAAAAGACACCGCCCCCAUGGGAUGAUGCAUGCAUCUGCCGCCUGAUUGGAGGGCGCGCCUUUGCCCUCUAUCCCUCCCCUGGCAGCCAUCUUUUUUCUGCCCGUGCAAGAUGAGACGUCCUGGGGGAGGAGAGGAUUUACAGUUGAACUUGUGACAGUUUAUGAGUAUGAGUUAUGAAUAUACUGUGUAAAUUAUGACUAGAUGUACCAGAAACCACCAAAACCCAACCAAGCAUUUAUAUUCACUAUCUAAUAAGGGAGGAACAGAGAGGAGUGAGAAGUUAGCAGCUGAGAUUUUGGACACGUUUUUGGCAUUCUAGGGAUUACCGGGUAGAAAGUGUUGUGCUUGUUACCCGGACGUUGAUGUAAAGAUGUAGGGAGAUUUUCCCCGACUGAAUUAAAGGGGGGAAAGAGUCAAGUCUACUCUGUCAGAGAACUUGAUGAUGAGAAAAACUUGAUAUCAAAAACAUGAAGCACCAAAGUGUAGAACUUUAGGCUUUUUAUGUGUUUAUGUGUUUUCGUUUGUGUGCUUGUUUUCCAACAAAGCGGAAAACCGUGUUAUCGUGAGAUUGGGGCGGGGGGUGCGUCUGAUUUGAGGUUACGUGUUUUGUUGUGUUUUUAGCGUCCUGUUCCGUUUGCGUUCCUGUGAAUAACCGGAGCCUUUUUUUUUUUUUUUUUUCCCAGAUCCUACAUUUGAGGCUCCUUUUUAAAGCAGCUAAGUUUUUAAAAAGUGGGAUUUUACUGUGCAAGUUUAAAGCUAACCUGCGCUUGAUAACGCGUUCUGUUGCGCCUGUAUGCAUUGGAGGGAGAGAGUGGGCCAGGAAAAGGCGUCUGCAUUCUGCAUGUUUGCCCACCGCCUCUCCCACAUUCACCCCUUCCUGCUCUCUCUCCCUUUUCCUCUCUCUUUAACCAUUCCCUCUUUUAACCCUCCCCCCCGCUCCUUUUCUCUGCUUUUUGCAAGGGCCUGGUUUGUGUAUAAUCACUGUGUAAAUAACAGUGUAUGUAUAGAUAUAUGUAGAAAAGUGUAAUAUAUGUACAUGUAUCUUCUAAGAGACACUCAUCCUGUGCAUCUGGGUAUAGCAACCACCCCGUGACCUCUGUGACACCCAGUCUAGUUUAGAAGCAACAUUUUCACACAGAUUUCGAUUUGCUGUAAUUCUCCUCCUUAAACUACUUCCUUAAGAUAUCGGUAGCUCUUGAUUAUUCACAACAAACAUGAAUACACACACUCGUGUAGGCUACCAGCUCGAGUCCCAUGGCCGUAAGACUGUUUUUGGAAAUGGGGAAUAAAAGAAAUAACAGGUUGAAAAUGGUUUCAUCAGUUUUUAAAUAUGAAAACCUUCAUCAGAGUUUCCUUAACUCCUGAACCCACAAUGCUGUGAGCCGUCUCUUCAUAUCAUAUGCACACACACGCGCACGUGCGCGCGCCUGGUGGUGUGUUUAGGCUUUGUAACAUAUCUGCACCACUACUGUGUGACCAAGGUGCCACCCUUGCUGUGCUGCUUAAUUGUCUCCAUCCAUCCACGACAGUCAUAUCUUAAAACUCUCCCAAGACCCCCACCCCCCCCUCAAUC
Xiphias gladius (swordfish) is the source of this 3789-nucleotide messenger RNA. Its product is annotated as calcium/calmodulin-dependent protein kinase type II subunit gamma-like. The record is from RefSeq and is a predicted model, not a curated record. Gene Ontology annotation, biological process: protein phosphorylation. NCBI's taxonomy places the organism in Eukaryota, Metazoa, Chordata, Actinopteri, Istiophoriformes, Xiphiidae. The transcript has 23 exons. Gene Ontology annotation, cellular component: neuron projection; cytoplasm. Gene Ontology annotation, molecular function: ATP binding; calmodulin binding; calcium/calmodulin-dependent protein kinase activity. Bases 165 to 2024 code for a protein of 619 amino acids.